Molecule: messenger RNA, 1963 nt
Organism: Acipenser ruthenus (sterlet)
Lineage: Eukaryota; Metazoa; Chordata; Actinopteri; Acipenseriformes; Acipenseridae
Product: chitin synthase chs-1-like
Exons: 7
Cellular component (GO): cell periphery; cell septum
Molecular function (GO): chitin synthase activity
Source: RefSeq, a predicted model, not a curated record
GAAGAAUGUCAUUUGAUAUAGAUAGACAGGGGAUGAGGCAGGAGGGGGAACUCCCGAGAAUCCAUCCGAGUGAGAACUGCGGGAAUAGAUAGAAAAGCUGUAGUGUCCGAGCUUUGCAGCGAAACCAGAAUGGUUUAAUGUAUAGAGAGAGAGCUUGUGGUAUUAUACUGCCAUCCAGAGGUUAUGAUUGGAAUUACAUCAUUGACUUGAGUGAAUCAGGGUAGAAUCUAUGAAGUUAUUAUGAUUAAAAUCCUUGUCUAUGUAGAACAACAUUUGCUUAUUCCUUUAGAUUUGAAUAAUAAAUAUUCUAGACGUGUUUAGGACAGAUAGUCAUGAAUAUAAAUAAGUUAACGCAGUAUUUAGAUGUCAUGGUUCGGCGCGUUGAAUUCGUCUCUGCAGUUGUGAAAGCGCAGCAACAGGAAGCCGGAAGAUUGCAGUGCUGGGGAGCAGAGCACGCAGAGCCUGCUGAAGCUGCCUGGUCACCAUGACGACUUACCACUCCCCGCAGUCACUCAAUAAGGGCGUUGCCGUGGUAACCAUAGUCUGUGAGGCGCCGGUGGAAAAGUUACAGUACAAUAGUGUCAUUGGAGAAUGUUGUGACCAGUCGAGUCACGAGCCGCCAUUGGUUAAAAAUUGAGUUUAGAAUUGGCUGGAUACGUCUUUAAAAGGUUGAACGUAGCUGAUGGAGGUCCAGGGCAGGAUCUUCUGAUGGAAUGGUAAUUGUGCUGGCUCUGUGGGAGCGGGGGAGGGGCGUCUGAUUGCAGGCGAGGAGUAAAGAAAGAUUCCGCCGACAAAACUUCGUAGUAGAAUUAAAUAGAGCUAAGGUAAGGCAAUCGCAGACAACGGGAAUGUCGAUGUCAUGUCGAAGGAGCUUGAAAGUUUAACGGCGGACCAGACUUUCUGAUAAGGUUGCAGACAAGUUGAGUAAUGAAGCUGCGCUUUGGACGGCUAUGAUGCCGAGGUGGAGACUGGAUGGAACAGGAAAGAGAAGCUGAAUGAAAAGAAAGAUCACCUGAGCAGACUGGACAGAUACAGACCCAAACAUCGGUCACAAAGAGACCGGUUAAGUUUGGAGGGACACAUUUACUUCGAUGAUGCUUUUAUUGAGGAGACCAAUGAACAAUCAGGAAAGAAGACCCUAUACGCAAAUACACAUGUAGAGCUCCUAGUGAGGGUUAUAGAAGAAGUAUUCAGGAGUUUUGGUAGCAGUAAGUACUCUAUCUUCGAUGAACAUAAGCGCCUCUCUGAUACUGGGGAACAGAAAAUCAUGAGUACUCCUUACGGGGGUCGAAUCUGUUAUGUCCUUCCAAAUGGCAACCACUUGUACAUCCACUUAAAAGAUAAACUUCGGAUACGUCACAAAAAGAGAUGGUCACAGGUCAUGUAUCUUUACUAUCUGCUUGGCUGGAAGCUUACCAGAAAAUAUCUUAUCCGGCAGGACAGUGAAGACCAUAAAAUCUUGGAACAACAGCUGAAGAAAGAGAAACAAAACACCUACAUUCUGGCCUUGGAUGGUGACAUGAACUUCCAGCCAUCAGCUUUAAUGCUCUUGAUUGACCGUCUUAGAAUGUAUCCCACAGUAGGAGCUGCCUGUGGAAGAAUUCACCCAACAGGGUUUGGUCCAACAGUCUGGUUUCAGAAAUUUGAGUACGCCGUGUGUCACUGGUUUCAGAAGACAGCCGAGCAUGUUUUUGGAUGUGUGCUCUGCAGUCCCGGCUGCUUCAGUUUGUUCAGGGGAGCUGCCCUGAUGGAUGACAAUGUAAUGAAGAAAUAUGCUACGAAAGCCACAGAGGCAGCCCAAUAUGUGCAAUAUGAUCAAGGUGAGGACCGCUGGCUGUGUACUUUGCUUCUACAACAAGGCUGGCGAAUAGAGUACACUGCAUCUUCUGAUUCCUACACGAAUGCCCCUCAGGAGUUUAAAGAGUUUUACAACCAAAGGCGGCGCUGGGGACCCUCAUCUUUG